AUGAAAAAUGCGUGGUAUGCACUAGAUUUAAGGAAAUUUACAAAUGCUACAGUAAUGCCGGUACCAGCCGCAUACAAUGACAUGUCCGCAGAUGCAGAAUUACGAGAUCAUGUUGGAUGGGUAUGGUAUCAGACAAUGGUGAUCAUCCCAGAACGGGAUAUGGGACAACAUAUUGCUCUACGAUUUGGAAGUGCUAAUUAUUUUGCUAAAGUUUAUUUUAAUAACAAAGAAGUUGGAUCUCAUGUAGGUGGACAUUUACCAUUUGAAUUUGAUGUCACACAAGUAGCUUUAUUUGGUCGGGAAAACAAGAUUACGGUAGCUGUAAAUAACACUCUAUCAUGGUCCACCAUUCCACCGGGUGAUUUCAACUAUGCACGCGAUACAACCCGAACUAUUGGUGGGAAAAAUAUGUCUCGAACCCCAGAAGGAGCAUUCAAGAACGUAGGAAACUUCGACUUCUUCAAUUAUGCAGGACUUUUAAGACCAGUUUAUAUGCUGAAACUGCCACAAAGUCAUAUAGUGGAUAUACGAAUCCUUGCUGAACACUUAGGUUAG
Strongylus vulgaris is the source of this 555-nucleotide messenger RNA. NCBI's taxonomy places the organism in Eukaryota, Metazoa, Nematoda, Chromadorea, Rhabditida, Strongylidae. The record is from the annotation of a GenBank genome assembly.